CUCCUUCCUUUGUCUUUAGUACUGACAGGACAACACUAUAUUGACACUCCAUCAGUGACUGACAUAGUCUACAUGACAGCUGGCAUGGCUUACUUCAGAAAGGAUGACUCAAAGGCUAAGGAAUACCUGAAUCAAGUUGAAUCACCAGAGUUCAAAGGUUAUACUGCAUAUCUAAAAGCCUGCCAGGAUUACUACAGUGAGAAUUAUGUGGAAGUAUUAACCACUCUGGCCAUUGACCACACUGAUAUGACUAGUAGAUUGAAGGCUCUGCAUUGUCAUUUGUUUGGUUUAGCAUUGUCUAAACUGGAGAAGCAUCAGUGUGCAAUACAGAAGUUCAGAGAGGCAUUAGAACAUGAUUUCUCCUUCCUACUACCACUGUAUCAUAUAUCUCUAGAAUACAGAUCUCUUGGAAUGACGUUGGCUGAGUUAGAAUCACUUAAUCUGUUGUCAACAGCACUACAGAAUGGUGAUAUUAAACCAUCAGAGUACAGUCAGGAUAUGUUUACACAGAUAACACAUGAGACCAAUGGAGAAGUAACAUUGUGUCAAGUCCUGUAUACACUGGCAUGUAGAUGUUCACAGCUAAAUAUGUACGAAGAUGCCUCUCAAAGAUAUCUGGAUUUACUUGUGUACUUAAAUGACACCAGUGCUAUACAGAUUUCUGGAAAUAGUUUGGUAACAGUUCCCAAGAUUCAAAGCAUUUAUCUUGAAGCUAUAAAAUGUCUUCAUGAGGCUAAAAAUUAUAAUGAUUGUGUAGCAGUUUGUGAUCAAGUCCUGAGUUGUCUCCCCUCUGGAUCCCAGAAUUCAUCAUUCAGCUUCCUUAACCAAUCAGAAAUUGAUCAGAUGGCAUGUGACACAAGUUUAACUGGAAUUAUUGAUUUAAAUGACAUAGAACCUGAACAACUAGAGGGAGCUAAUUCACAAGAAGGCAGCAAGAGAAAAAGACAACAUUCCUCAGAAUCAAAAAUGAAAGAUACAGAGUGUGACAGUGAUGCUUUGGUUCUUUUAUACAAGGCAGAUUGUUUUGUGUUUCUAGAAAAAAUUGAAACAGCUUUGCAGUGUUUAGACAAGUGUGUUGGUAAGAUUCCCUUCAGUGAUGACUUAAGGAAAGGGACUAGAGCUCAACAACAAAUUAAACGUAGAAGAUUAGAUUCCAGUGGUGAGGAUAGUUCACAGCUCAAGGACACAGGACCUGUCAAUGACCUUCAGAAAUUAGCAUCAUCUGCAUAUUGUCAUUUAGGGGUUACUGUGGCAACCAGAGGUCAAAAUAAAGAUGCCUUACAUUUUCUCAGGAUUUCACUAAGACUUAAUCAAGGAAAUUUAGAUGCCCUGUAUAACCAUGCAGUAGUGUUGCGGACAGACAACAAAAGACAAGCUGCUGUUGACUGGUGUCAAGGUCGUGACAUUGAAACAGUUUCUGACAGUUUUCAUUUGUCAGGCUUACUCCGACAGAAACAAAACAAAUUGAGAUCUUUAACAGGGAAAGAUUCUUUCCAUGAAAAAGAAGUGACUCUAUGCAAUACCAUCACAGAUGAAUGUUUACUAAAAUUGGAUGUGCUGUGUUUGAACUAUUUAUUAUCUGGUCACAAAUGACAACAUACAACAACAUUAGUGUAAACAACAACAUAAGUGUAUACAACAAUGUUAGUGGAUACAACAAUAACUUAAAUAUAAUGAAUGGAGAAUUGAAACUGUUGAGCUGAGACAAAUACACUUAUUUGCAGACUAAAAUAAACAGGUGU
Messenger RNA from Mytilus trossulus (common blue mussel), 1742 nucleotides. RefSeq lists its product as uncharacterized. The coding region runs from base 73 to 1593 and encodes 506 amino acids. Gene Ontology annotation, biological process: interstrand cross-link repair. The record is from RefSeq and is a predicted model, not a curated record. The transcript is spliced from 9 exons. Gene Ontology annotation, molecular function: protein binding. Lineage: Eukaryota; Metazoa; Mollusca; Bivalvia; Mytilida; Mytilidae. Gene Ontology annotation, cellular component: Fanconi anaemia nuclear complex.